Messenger RNA from Echinococcus granulosus, 942 nucleotides. RefSeq lists its product as hypothetical. The record is from RefSeq and is a predicted model, not a curated record. The coding region runs from base 1 to 942 and encodes 313 amino acids. NCBI's taxonomy places the organism in Eukaryota, Metazoa, Platyhelminthes, Cestoda, Cyclophyllidea, Taeniidae. The transcript has 7 exons.
AUGAAACAAAUCAUUUUGCUUAAAAGUUGUUAUUAUUGUGAGUUCCUAUUAAAGAAACUUUGUAAAUCCUACCUUACAAAAAUGCAAAAUGGGAAAUAUUGGGAAAGUAGAAAAUAUAUAAAACAAAAGUGGUGCUUCCGUUCCCGCUUAUGGGCCUGGACAAGUAGUAUGAUGUGCCACUUCCGAGAAGUAGCUCUAUCGACAAGAAAAAGAAUAAUAGAACGUAAACAGAAAACGGAAAAUUUAAAAAUGUUAAUUUUUGUCCAUAAAUCUUCAUUGGUCCCUUUAAACCAUAGUAAAAACCUACUUCUACUAAUCUUCAGUGAGUUGCUAACUGCUGCUGAAAUAAUUAACAAUUAUUAUUUGCAAAAAAAGCAAAAAUUGAGGUGUUUUAAGAAAUACAAAGGAUAUCUGGACAAAAACAAGAAAGAGAAGGAAAACGUGUGGGAAUGCAUCUUUCUGUAUGAUGCAAUAGACUGCAGAAGCUAUUCCUCACCGCAAAGUUGUCUGAAAAUUCAGUUUUUAAGAAUUGGACCCAUGAUCUUGAAGAAGGUAAAGUUUAAGGAAAAAAUUACGAGUAGAAGAGGAAUAAAUUGUGCAUAUUCUAUGAAUCACGUGAUUUCUGAGGAGCAGACUACAUCAAAACUGACAAAAAUAAAACAUGCGUUAUUGGCAAACAUAAAACACAGCAAUUGGGAGGUGCAUUUUCUGGGAAAGCAGGAAAACACAUGUGACCACAGACACCGUUUACACAGAAAUGGCAUGGAUGAGGAAAAGGCUCAAUUGGACUUUUAUUUUUGUCUCAUAUAUACCCAUCAACAGAAGGGUAAAAGACCCACAACGGUGGUUGUAUUGUUCUUUGGAUUAGGAUUUCACAAUCGUAAAAUUACAAAAAGGAGGACAAUUGCUAUUCUGGAAGAACAAAAUUUUUUAGACUGUUAA